AUGGCUGAGAAGAAGUUGUAUCAAUAUGACCCGUCCCUCGCGGCCGCCAUCAUUUUUCUCAUUAUAUUUGCUGCUUCGGCGGUACUCCACACCUGGCAGAUUAUCCGGACAAAGAACUGGUACUUUAUACCGUUUCUUGUGGGCACUCUUGCCGAGGCGAUUGGAUGUAUUGGAAGGGCUAUCGGCGCCAAAGAGAGUCCCGAUUGGACCAGGGGACCAUAUGUUAUCCAAGCUUUACUGCUCCUGCUUGGACCUACCUUGUUCGCCGCAUCCAUCUACAUGGUCCUCGGCCGUCUGAUUGUACUCCUGGAGGCCCAGAAGCAUUCAUUCAUCAGACCGAGCCGGUUGACCAAGUUCUUCGUUCUUGGAGACAUCAUUUCCAUUGCAGCACAAGCACUAGGUGGCGCAAAGCUCGCAAACGCAGAUACGGCAGAUGCAAGAAGCCAGGGAGAAACCAUCAUCAUCGCGGGUCUUGGUGUGCAAAUCAUCUUUUUCGGCCUCUUCAUCAUUACCACCGUCCUUUUCCACCGCCGCAUCAACGCCGAGCCUACGGAGAAGAGCAUGACCCUCACCGUUCCCUGGCGACGACUUCUCACGGUCCUGUACGCCACGAGUAUGCUCAUCCUGGUCCGAUCCGUCUUCCGAGUCAUCGAGUACAUCAUGGGCCGCGACGGCGUGCUCCAAUCCAAGGAAGUCUUCAUUUACAUCUUCGACAUCCUGCUCAUGUCGGGCGUGGCCAUCGUCUUCAACUGGUUCCACCCUUCCAAGAUCAUGAGUGUCCCAGGCAAGGAACGCAUCGACGGCACCGAUUCAGAGAUGCAGCUGGGAGGCUACGAUGCUCCUCGUCGCAAGUAA
This is a messenger RNA of Ilyonectria robusta, 855 nucleotides long. Its product is annotated as RTA1 like protein-domain-containing protein. Gene Ontology annotation, cellular component: membrane. Bases 1 to 855 code for a protein of 284 amino acids. The record is from RefSeq and is a predicted model, not a curated record. NCBI's taxonomy places the organism in Eukaryota, Fungi, Ascomycota, Sordariomycetes, Hypocreales, Nectriaceae. The transcript has 3 exons.